Messenger RNA from Meloidogyne enterolobii, 2358 nucleotides. Lineage: Eukaryota; Metazoa; Nematoda; Chromadorea; Rhabditida; Meloidogynidae. The record is from the annotation of a GenBank genome assembly.
AUGGUUGAUGCAAAUUUUAGAGAAGAAUUGUCUAGAAGGCGUGAAAAAGUAGAAGAUAUUUAUAACUAUGAAGGGAAUAAGGUGGGCAGAGGAACCUAUGGACAUGUUUACAAAGCAAUGUUAAAAAAUGCGCCCAUUGGGUCUGAAAAUAAAGCUUUUGCUUUAAAACUUAUUGAAGGACAAGGGUUUUCAAUGUCUGCGUGUCGUGAAGUUUCUCUUUUGCGGGAAUUGAAGUUUGUUUCUGAUUUUUUUUUAAUUUUUCAAAAAAAUUUUUUUUCAAGUCAUCAAAAUAUAAUUAAAUUAUUGCGUGUUUUCCUAACUGCUGAAAAACGUGUUUGGUUGCUUUUUGAUUAUGCUGAACAUGAUUUGUGGCAUAUUAUAAAAUAUCAUAGAGCGGCAAAACAAAAGAAUCGUCCAGUUAUGGUACCCAAAGGAAUGGUGAAAAGUUUACUUUAUCAAAUAUUGGAAGGAAUUAAUUAUUUACAUGACAAUUGGAUUAUGCAUAGGGAUUUGAAGCCAGCCAAUAUACUCGUUAUGGGUGAAGGAACAGGAAUUGAACGUGGAAGAGUUAAAAUUGCAGAUAUGGGGUUUGCUAGAGUUUUUCAUAUGCCUUUAAAGCCUUUAUCUGAUUUAGAUCCAGUUGUUGUUACUUUUUGGUAUCGUGCACCUGAACUUUUGUUGUGCUCAAAACAUUAUACAAAGGGAAUUGAUAUAUGGGCAAUUGGAUGUAUUUUUGCUGAGCUGUUAACGUCUGAACCUAUUUUUGUUUGUCCUGAGGAAGAUAUAAAAUCUCAAACUCCUUACCAUCCCGCGCAAUUAGACAAAAUAUUUUCUGUGAUGGGAUAUCCACAUCUUGAUGAAUGGCCUGAUAUAAAGAAAAUGCCAGGAUAUUCCAAACUUUAUGACGAUUUUGAAAAACCACGAAGAGAAGGAAAAUAUAAAGGUUCAUCAUUAAAAAAACAUAUGGAAAAAUAUAGAAAUACAAGUGGAUUAACUGAAACACCAAUUUGGGAACAAGCAUUUUCUCUUUUGGAUAGAAUGUUAACUAUGGAUCCACAAAAGAGAAUAACUGCAGCUGAGGCUAAGGAACAUAGAUAUUUUAAGCUUGAACCAACACCUGCAAGUGAUGUUUUUGCUGGAUGUCUUAUACCCUAUCCAAGAAGGGAAUUUCUUAAAGACGAACCAGAAGAUAGAAAUAGUGGUUCUAAACAACAGGCCCCAACUUUACCAGUAGUAGCUGUUCCCCCAACAGUUCCAGCACAUACACAUAAUCCUCCAACAAUGGAACCACCUGCUGCAAAGAAACUUAGACAACAACAACACCAAGUUAUUCAUUCUGGUGGAGGAACAAAUACUUCAAGUUUAACACAACAACAUCAGCAACAGAUAAAGCAACAAAACCAGCAACAACAACCUAUAAUGACAGGAAAUGGAAUGGUAAUAUUGGGUGGUGGAGGAACUGGUGGGGGAGUAGUUAUUCCCCAACAACCUCAACAACAACAAAUGGUUGUUGAUCAUCAAUCACAAAUAAAUAUGGCGCACGGAAUGCAAAUGAAAACUGAAUUUGGCACAAAUAUGGGAAAUAUGGAUGGAGGAGGAAAUAUUGUACAACAACAAGUUGGAGGUGUACAACAAGGUGGGGGAGUACAGCAACAAAAUAUGAGUGGUGGACAUUUUGAUGGUUCCCAUAAUAUAAUGACUGGAGGAGGAGGACCACAACAAGGACAACAACAAAUAGUUAGUGGUGGGUAUCCAAUGCAGCAACCCCAAAUGUUUCACUCUAAUGUUCCUCAACAACCAACACAGCAGCAACAAGCUCAUUUAUCUCAACAACAACAAAUACAAAUAAACAAUCAAAUGGUUGGACAACAUCACGGAAUGAUUCCUCAACAACAAAUGAGAAAUGUUCAGAAUAAUAACGGACAACAACAAAUAAUACAACAUCCAAACCAACAACAACAACAAUAUAUACAACAAAACAUGCAACAACAAAUACCUAACAAUAAUAACCAACAAACAAUGUUGUCUUCAUCUCAACAACAACAACAACAAACUUCACAACAACAAAAUUUUAUUCAACAACAAAUAAAUAUGCAACAAAUUCAAAGAAAUCAAAUGUUUUCACAACAAUUACAACAUCAGCAACAACAUUUAGCUCAACAACACCACCAACAACAACAAAUAAUGCAACAACAACAUAUUCAACAACAACAAAAUAUGCAGUUUCCUCCACAACAACAACAAAUGGGAGUAAUAAAUCCACAACAACAACAACAACAAUUUAUGAUGUCUCAACAACAACAAAGAAUGGGACAACAACCUCAACAACAUCCUCACAAUCAACAUAGACCUUAUUAA